GAAGACCGCCGAUGGAAAGAUGGCUGCGUUCCGCUGUCGGCGAGACCCGUGCGGUUUCAUCUGUCUCAUUUUAACUUAUUUUAGCGUUUUUUAUGCUGACUAUGUCGUGAUACAGUACGUCUUGAUCCCCGCGUAUUCCGGAAGUGUAUGGUGCACUCUCCAUGGAUCUGUGUUUAAUAUUAUUCUGUUACUACUGCUGGCGUGCCAUUCUAAAGCAGUGUUCUCUGACCCUGGUAUGGUUCCUCUGCCCGAAACAGCCAUCGACUUUUCUGACUUGAGGUCCCAGUCUAACCGGCUUAAUGACAGAGGCUGUGAGGGCUGGACAGUGUGCAGUCGCUGUGAGACGUAUCGACCUCCUCGUGCCCAUCACUGCAGAGUUUGUCAGCGCUGCAUCAGGCGAAUGGACCAUCACUGCCCGUGGAUCAAUAACUGUGUUGGAGAGCUCAAUCAGAAAUACUUCAUACAGUUCCUGUUCUACACAGGCAUGGCCAGUCUAUAUUCCAUGGCGCUUGUGGUGUCGGCAUGGGUGUGGAGAAUAAGGAGUGAAAGAGAGGGAGAUGGAGAUGAAGGAGAAGAAGCUCCCAGUAAACAUCUGAUUGUGGCGCAUUAUAUUAUUCUGUUGGUGGAGUCUAUACUGUUUGGGGUUUUUGUCUUGGUUAUUUUUUAUGACCAGCUGGUGUCCAUUAUAACAGAUGAGACGCCGAUCGAACAGAUGAGAAACAGGCUGAUGAAAGACAAGUCCAACAACACCCAACCGAAUCAUGUCGCUCACACAAGAAAACCCAAAAUCGCAUUGCUGAGGGAGGUGUUUGGACGCGGAUCAAUACUAUGUUGGCUGUUCCCACUUCAUUCUGCCCCUCCCUCCGCUGGUGGCAUCAGUUAUUCUGCACUUCCUGACUAUGAUGUGUAAAGCGUCUUUGUCAUCAGUUCUUUUCUAACGUUCCAUCAGUAUCAUGUUUAGAACACUGUGAAUAUUGUGGUACCAAGUGCAGAUUUACUCAUUUACUCACAUUCAUCAACGAUGAAUAAAAAUGGUGAUUUUAUUAGGACAAAGAAUGCUGCUUUUGGUUCUUGAACACAAACUGUUUCAAGUUACUUAUCAGGACAAAAGUUACACUAUAUCCCCAUUUAGUUUUUGCCUAAAUCAUGAUUUCUUGUCUCUUUAAGUGGCACAGGGCCAUUUAAUGGUUGCUGUUAGACGAUAAUGUUCAAAGAAGUUUGUUGUUUUCUCUCCUUCUGACCUUGCCACGACUUUUAUUUAUCUGAACACUGACAGGCUGUGUAAUGCACACUAACACUUACACAAGGUUGUUAUUUUUUAAAUAUACAUACGUGUUUAUUUCAGGUAAUGCAAUGGGUCUCUUUCAUUCUGUAAUUGUCAUUGUGUGUUUUAGCCUGUUCAAGUACAUGGACUGUGCUCCAUUUGACAUAUUUGGAUUGUAUAUAAAGAUGUAUUUUAUACCUUUGAUUUCAGUUUCUGAUCAAUUGUUGCUGCAUUUUCAGGGUACUGGAAUACGUUGAAGUGCUUUUUUAUUUUGUUUGUAUUGAUAAUGUUUUCACUGUUUGACAGCUUGAGGGAUGUGUGUACAUAACAAAUGAACCCUGUAUAUUGAUAAUGUUUACAUUGAUAUUUAUUGUAAUUUAUCAGUGGAUUUGUGCUGCUCUGACUUAAGUGAAGUAAAAUAUGUCUUUCAUA
Messenger RNA from Triplophysa rosa, 1696 nucleotides. RefSeq names its product zf-DHHC domain-containing protein. The coding region runs from base 20 to 910 and encodes 296 amino acids. The transcript has 9 exons. The record is from RefSeq and is a predicted model, not a curated record. Lineage: Eukaryota; Metazoa; Chordata; Actinopteri; Cypriniformes; Nemacheilidae. Gene Ontology annotation, molecular function: palmitoyltransferase activity.